GUACGCUGCUAGGGUUUGUCUUUUCUUGCUCCACCCAGUUCUAAGGCGUUCUUUUCUUUUUUUUUUUUUCCGGUUAGGAAUCCGGACUGGAGACCAGGUGCCCCCACCCCGCCCUCUUGGGCCGCCGGCAUUCCUUCCCUCCCGCCUUGCUGGAUGGUGGCGGGAGGGGGAGGAGGAAGUCAGGGCGCCUGCGCAGGGAGGCCGCUUUCCAUCCGGGUCCCUGUCUGUGCGGUGCAGCAGGUCGGUAGGCGGGAAAUGGCGACUGGCUGAAGGAACUGGUUCUGUUACUGCUGCGGGCUAAGCGGGAAGGACACCCCACAUUGCGCAGUCGGGACCAUAGCCGGAGCCCGAGGAUACUUCUCUGUCGUCAUAGUGAGUUUUACAUGUGGCACCCAUAAAAGAUGAGGCUGAGAACACGAAAAGCUUCUCAGCAGUCCAAUCCAAUCCAAACACAACGCACUGCCAGAGCCAAAAGGAAAUAUUCAGAGGUUGAUGAUAGCCUGCCUUCACGAGGAGAAAAACCACCGAAGAAUGAGACUGGCUUAUUGUCUUCAAUUAAAAAAUUCAUUAAAGGAAGCACACCCAAGGAAGAGAGAGAAAAUCCUUCGAAACGAAGUAGAAUUGAACGUGAUAUAGAUAAUAAUUUGAUCACAUCAACACCAAGAGCAGGAGAAAAGCCUAACAAACAGAUAUCUCGAGUAAGACGGAAAAGUCAAGUAAAUGGAGAAGCUGGUAGUUAUGAAAUGACAAAUCAACAUGUGAAACAAAAUGGGAAAUUAGAAGAUAAUCCUUCCUCUGGCAGUCCUCCAAGGACAACACUGUUGGGGACCAUAUUUUCUCCCGUCUUCAACUUUUUUUCACCAGCAAAUAAAAAUGGAACAUCAGGAUCAGAUUCCCCAGGACAAGCUGUGGAAGCUGAAGAGAUAGUAAAACAACUUGAUAUGGAACAAGUGGAUGAGAUCACUACCAGUACUACUACAUCAACCAAUGGAGCAGCUCACUCAGCUCAAGCAGUUCCAGUGAGGACAUCGAUAAACAAUGGGUUAGAAGAAGCAGAGGAAACAGUUAAUCGUGAUAUCCCUCACCUUACAGCACCAGUGACUCCAGAGAGUGGUUAUUCAUCAGCCCAUGCAGAGGCCACCUAUGAGGAAGACUGGGAAGUAUUUGACCCCUAUUAUUUCAUCAAACAUGUUCCACCACUGACAGAAGAACAACUAAAUAGGAAACCUGCUCUUCCAUUGAAAACAAGAAGCACACCAGAAUUCUCCCUAGUUUUAGAUCUGGAUGAAACACUAGUGCACUGUAGUCUAAAUGAGCUAGAAGAUGCAGCACUUACUUUUCCAGUCCUUUUCCAAGAUGUCAUAUAUCAGGUUUAUGUGCGAUUAAGACCAUUCUUCAGGGAAUUCCUGGAACGUAUGUCUCAGAUGUAUGAGAUCAUUCUUUUUACUGCUUCAAAGAAGGUGUAUGCAGACAAGUUACUGAACAUACUAGACCCUAAAAAGCAGCUGGUCAGGCACCGGCUUUUUCGAGAACAUUGUGUUUGUGUACAAGGAAACUAUAUAAAGGACUUAAAUAUCCUCGGAAGGGAUCUUUCAAAAACCAUAAUAAUUGACAACUCACCACAAGCCUUUGCAUAUCAGCUUUCUAAUGGAAUCCCUAUAGAAAGCUGGUUUAUGGAUAAAAAUGACAAUGAACUUCUAAAAUUGAUUCCAUUUCUGGAGAAGCUUGUAGAACUGAAUGAAGAUGUCCGACCUCACAUCAGAGACAGAUUUCGCUUGCAUGAUUUGCUGCCCCCAGAUUAAAAGACUUGUCAAAACACUGAAGGGGGAGAAAAAGCAGGACCCUUUUGGACUAAGACAAAAACAUUGCCAUUACUGUUGAAAUUUUGCAUUUUUGUACCCUGUCUUGCUUUUCUUAUCUUUGGUGCCCAAUAAUAAUCAAGGGUUACAGAAAGAGACUUUAUUUCAGAUUGCAUACAUACAGUAGGUAGGCUAAAACAGAAGAGUCUUUAGAACUAGUGCAACUCCAGUGAAAUUUUUUUAUGUACAGGACAUCUGCAGUUUAUAAAGAAUUCUGUUUCUGCCACCAGCAGUUUGACCUGUAGUUACACAGGAUUUUAUGAUAAUAACAGAGAUGAAAUGGACUUUUAUUUUCUCUCUGUUUGGUGCUCUAAGUGGGUUUGUAGCCACUUUUCUGUUACUUUACAAUUCUCAUUUCAACAGGAAUGGCCAGUAAAAGUUGUUUUAUUUUUCCUGUUAAGGUUUAUAACCUUCUUACAUUUUUGACCUGUAUUAGAUUAGAAUUUCAUUAUGCAUUCCUUUUAGUUGAGGCGCUUCAUAGUUUUCUGGAAAUAGUCAAUUUUUAGUUUUGUUUUUUUUUAUAUGUUUGAAUGGCCGUUUUCCUGCUUUGUCUGCCUGCAUAUUGUAUAUUUGUUUAAAAAUAUUCUCUACUUUUAGUCCAUGUAAGUUUCAUUUAAAAAGACAUGCAUUUAAAUUUUGUUUCUGUAAUAUUCUACUGUAGGUUAAAUCUUUUCAAAAAUCAAGAGACUGGGUAGAUAAGAAUAUAUGAAUGACUAAUACUCAAAAGAUUUAAACCAUUGUGAUGGUGUGUAUUUCCAAAUGGUAGUAUCUUGCAGUGGCACACAGAUUUAAUGGAUAAAGGUAUACCUCAGACUUCAUUGUGCUCACCAAUCUUUGAGGAGAAUGAGUUAGUCACCUGUUGGGCUUGAUUUAGGUAUUGCUGCCUUUGGUUUUCUCCAGGAAUGAAGUAUUCAGCACAGUGAUUCAGUAUUUUUAAUUACUUUGCAUGGGCUGGUAGUAUGUACCUCUGUUAUGCUCUCAGUUACAAUCAAUUUAAAACUCUGUGUAACAGCUUGGUACCUAACAGUAGCUAUGCAUAAUCCUGUGGCACAGUACACUCCCAAGCCACCAAUGCAGUUAAUAUGCUCUCAUAGUGGUUUUCUAUACUAUAUGAAAAUGGUCUUCAAGCCUUGGUUCUCUAAUGCAGCUACCACAAGAGGUUGAUAUUUUUAUAGUGGCAUGUAAUCUUCUUUUCGGGAGGCUUUUUAUGGAAGGUAGAAUUUGUAAAAGUAUGCUUUGCCUCUCAACUGCAUUAACAUGCCACAGGCUCAGACUGUUUUUGUGUAAAGGAUGUCAAAGAACGGCACUUUUUCUAAAGAGAUAUUUUGUAUGCUUGUUAAGAAAGUACAGUAUUGGAAAUUAAAGGUGGACAACUGAUAAUUAAGGAGUAUGUCAGUUAAUUUUUUAUGUAUAUUACCUGUUUACUUGUACAACUUAUUGUACAAAUUACAUGCAGCUUCAUUUUCAAAUGAAUCCUUAAAAUAAGGAAAUCUUUUUAGGAAAACAUUUAAUUUUUGUAUUUUUGAUUUUAAAGGCAUGAGUUAUGUCAGUUUUCAGUGUAUUAAUGAAGAUUUUAACUUUUCAUCAGGUUGAGUGUUUUCUUACUAUAUUAUCUGUUGUGUGUGUAGUUAGCAUAUUGUGUCACUGAACUGUUUAAAAAUCUAGCAUGUAGACCAAGCCUGUUCUGUGGAAAAUCCUUAUUCAUUAAAAAAUAAUC
Messenger RNA from Fukomys damarensis (Damara mole-rat), 3576 nucleotides. It is a transcript of the gene Ctdspl2, whose product is annotated as CTD small phosphatase like 2. The transcript is spliced from 13 exons. Gene Ontology annotation, molecular function: phosphoprotein phosphatase activity. The coding region runs from base 402 to 1802 and encodes 466 amino acids. The record is from RefSeq and is a predicted model, not a curated record. Lineage: Eukaryota; Metazoa; Chordata; Mammalia; Rodentia; Bathyergidae.